Messenger RNA from Odontomachus brunneus, 1836 nucleotides. RefSeq names its product leucine-rich repeat and immunoglobulin-like domain-containing nogo receptor-interacting protein 3. Bases 71 to 1000 code for a protein of 309 amino acids. Gene Ontology annotation, cellular component: plasma membrane. NCBI's taxonomy places the organism in Eukaryota, Metazoa, Arthropoda, Insecta, Hymenoptera, Formicidae. Gene Ontology annotation, molecular function: protein binding. The transcript has 3 exons. The record is from RefSeq and is a predicted model, not a curated record.
AAUCCUCGUAUCCGUUUUCAGCGGAUAGUCAGUCGUAAAACAACCGCUCAGGCAGUGUCCGCGCUCCGCGAUGUACCGGCUCUCGUUUCUCGUUCUUGCCUGCAUUUCCGUUCUCGCAGACAUCGCAAUCGCAGCCUGCACCACCAGCAAAUACGAGGAAGGAUUAUAUGAGCACUUGAAAUGCUCCAACGUGACUCUGAACACCGUCGUGAACUACAACGCGUCGUCGGACAUAGGCGACAUUAUGGUCUUCAAGUCGCAGAUAGAGAAUAUCCCCGAGCGAUCGUUCGCGAGACACGGUAGGAGCCUGGUUUCUUUGAAUAUACAGGACUGCGGCAUCAGAACGAUCUCCGAUUAUGCCUUCGACAGUCUGUCGAGCUUGAAAAAGCUCAGUUUGCCGUACAACAAUAUAACGGAGCUGAGAGAUCAGUGGUUCGCCGGUAUGCCGUCUCUGGAGCAGCUGGAUCUCUCGUACAAUCUCAUCACGUCGAUCGAGCCGAUGGUCUUCCAGAGACUGCGAGGCCUCAGAAGGCUCGACGUCAGGCAGAACCGUUUGACGUGUUUGGAACCGGCCCAGCUCAUGCCGAUGGCGGGUCUCGAGAAGUUUCGCUUCUCCGGUAAUCCCCUCACCUUCCGAUGUCGUGGCACGUUGACAUUGUGGCUGCAUGAUCUGGGUAUCGUUUACAAGACUGGGCAACGCGGAGAAGAGGAUUGGCUGGACAGUUUGCUGUGGCUGUGCGCCGCGGAUGACAGCAAAGUGGCCGACUCCGAGAUUCUCAUGAAGGAAUGCGUCAUCUUUAAUCUGUUCAAUCAGCUCCGCACCAGUCUGACCACCUCUGAGUCUUAUCCCCUGGCCGUUUCGCAGGAUUGCGUGAACGCGAGAGAGCAGCUCACGAGGUGCGUCGCGGCGGGUCGUAGGAACUCCAAAGAAGUCGUCACUAACGGUCACGUCGUGAGAAAACUGUUGCGGCAGUUGAAGGAGUCCAAGUCGACGGUGUAGCGAGCACAUCAACAAUCUGACAAAUUAAUCGUGAUCUGCUGGCGAGAUGGUAUACUCUUCUGUAAUAAAUUGCUGAGCGCGAUCACGCGAGCGCGCAUUUUAUGCGAUUGUCGCAAUAAAUUACAAUUACACAAAUUGGAUAAACCGCCCCCGCGUCGACGAUAAUUUCACGCAAAUCCGUCGCGAUGUGCACUCGCGGAUCUCCACUAGAACAUUCCAGGAUCCGACUAGAGCGUAAUAUUGGUACGAAUAAUUAUCAAGCAAAGUGGUCGAGCAUUCUCUAAAGAUGAAGCAUCAUGGCAUGUGUUUUCCGCGUAACGCGUAACUGCGUAAUUAAUCAUGUGGUGGUUUCAUGGCACAUAGUUUUCGAAUAACGCUUCCGAUUGGUCACGCAAAUACAUGCCAUGAGACUUCAUCCUAAUUUCAAAAGCUCGUCUACAAUACGCGGAGUAAGCUUGAUGUAUAAGAAAUAAUUUAUUUCGUUUUACAACUCCCCUAUAACUCCCUUACACAACUUAGAAGUCUUUUUCUUAAGAGAAAUAGGAGAGAUCGAGUUCAGAUGAAAAAGAACCAACUAAUCUCUACCAAGAAGGCCAUUUUUUGUCAUUUUUAAAAUAAGUCUAAAAGAAGUGAUAGGCUAAUUUAGCCAACAGAUUUGAGCUUAGCAUGAAAAAGAUCGACUAAAAUUAAUUGUUACAUCUAAUAAAUUGAAAAAAAAACAAAUAUUUCAUAUGCCUAUGCUAGACUUUUUGUAUCCUUUAAUGCACGCUGAUAGCUAUAGUUUCCAAAACAUGUAAAAUGUCCAUUUAUAUAAAAAAAUAAAACAUCUAAAAUUA